Messenger RNA from Cydia amplana, 1003 nucleotides. Its product is annotated as clavesin-1-like. NCBI's taxonomy places the organism in Eukaryota, Metazoa, Arthropoda, Insecta, Lepidoptera, Tortricidae. Bases 11 to 1003 code for a protein of 330 amino acids. Gene Ontology annotation, cellular component: membrane. Gene Ontology annotation, molecular function: phosphatidylinositol bisphosphate binding. The record is from RefSeq and is a predicted model, not a curated record. The transcript has 6 exons.
GGCUCGAACCAUGACGACAGCAAGCGUGUUGCUGACGGUGAGCACCUGGAGCUGCAGCGGCGACAAGUGCGAGCGCGAGGUGGUCGGGCGCGCGGCGCGGUCCGUGGCGGCCGUGGCGGCGCGCGAGCUGCGCGAGACGCCCGCCACCAGGGAGCAGGCGCUGCGGCUCAUGAGGGAGUGGCUCCGGCAGAACAAGGACGUCGCCAACGUACGACAAGAUGAAUCUUUCUUACUGCGAUUCCUAAGACAGAAAAAAUACAGCAUCCCCAUGGCACAACAGACACUUUUAAAAUACCUGAACCUGCGCAAGUUAUACCCGAAGGGCUUCUCGCAGUUAGACUGUGAAGACGCAAACAUAAAAGACAUCAUAAAUAAUGGGUACAUAAUGGUGUCUCCAGUGCGCGACAGCAUGGGUCGUCGGGUCAUAGUCUACAGCAUAAAUAAAUUCAACGCGAGCAAGUUCACGUGCUGGGACAUGUGCCGAGCGCACGCGCUGGUGUACGAGACGUGCCUGGAGGAGCCGGGUGACCAGGUGUGCGGGUUCACGCACGUCGGCGACGUCGCCGGCGCCAGCGCCGCGCACGUCACCGCCUGGAACCCGACGGACUUCGCGCGCCUCAUCAAGUGGGGGGAGCAAUCUUUACCGAUGCGACACAAAGAAUGCCAUUUGAUAAAUCUCCCGGCGACCGUACGCUACGUCAUCGACUUUGCAGUCAGCAGGGUACCUCCCAAAAUGGCAGAAAGACUGAAAAUCCAUCACAAUCUGAAAUCCUUGCACAAACAAAUCGACACGGCGUGCCUGCCCUCAAGCUUCGGGGGCGCCAUACAGACACACGACAUGAUCGAGUACACCAAAAUACUGCUGAGCGAGCAGAGGAAGAAGUUGCUCGCUCUGGACGACAUGGAGAUACUCAGCUCGCGGGGCAUCAUCACCUCUCGGAGUAAGACCACGCAUAACGCCGACGCCGUCGAAGGCAGCUUUCGAAAACUAGAAAUUGAUUAA